UAGAGGCCGGGGCGGGGGGGGGCCUCGUCACAUGAGCAGCCUGGGGCCCGGCAGCCGGUUCCGGGGAGCCCUGCAUGGAGCUGGGGGAGACCCGGCCCCCCCCAGCAUCCCCCGCUAAAGGGGGGAGCCUGACCCACUGCUGUAGCCUGUAUCUGGGUGACCGGGCCCCCCUGCCAUGUCCACCGAGAGCUCCCCCCUCCUGAGCUACCGGCUCUUCAGUGUGGUGGACGAGGGGGAGAUGCCAGGGAGCCGGGCCCAGGAGGAGGCCCCCCUCGUGGGGGGGGGCGCCAUGGGCACCCCGCACCCUGACCCGGCCGGCCGGCUCUCCACCUUCUUCGGCGUCGUGGUGCCCACCGUCCUGUCCAUGUUCAGCAUCGUUGUCUUCAUGCGUGUGGGGUUCGUGGUGGGGCACGCCGGGUUCCUGCAGUCGCUGCUCAUGCUGGUGGUGGCCUACGUCAUCAUCCUGCUGACCGUCCUGUCCGUCUGUGCCAUCUGCACGAAUGGAGCCAUCCAGGGGGGUGGGGCCUACUUCAUGAUCUCGCGGACGCUGGGCCCCGAGUUUGGGGGCAGCAUCGGGCUUAUGUUCUACCUGGCCAACGUCUGCGCCUGUGGGGUCUAUAUCCUGGGGCUGGUGGAGGCCGUGCUGGACGUCUUCGGGGCAGACGGGACGGACCCCCCCGGCGCCCGCGUCCUGCCACAGGGCUACUUCUACAGCUUCCUCUACGGCUCGGUGGUCCUCCUGCUCUGCCUGCUGGUCUGCCUGGUGGGGGCCCGGAUCUACGCCCGGGCCGCCUUCCUCAUCUUCCUGGUGGUCAACCUGGUGCUGCUGGACAUUUUCGUCAGCUUCGUGGCCGUGGGGCCCCGCCAGGUGCCCGUGGCCCGCGACGCCAACCACACCGUCAACGCCAGCUUCACCGGCUUCCGCCUGGCCACCCUGCGGGCCAACCUGCCCGCCAUGUACUCCCGCGACUACACCACCAACAACGUCAUGACGUUCGCCACCGUCUUCGCCGUCAUGUUCAACGGCUGCACCGGGAUCAUGGCCGGGUCCAACAUGUCGGGGGAGUUGAGGAACGCCAGCAGCUCCAUCCCCAAGGGCACCAUCAUCGCUGUGGUUUACACCUUCGUCAUCUACUUCCUCCUCUUCCUCAUGACCAGCUUCACCUGUGAGAGGACACUGCUGAAGGAAGACUACGGCUUCUUCCGGUCCAUCAACCUGUGGCCGCCCCUGGUGCUGGUCGGGGUUUACGCCGCGUCCCUCUCGGCCUCCAUGAGCUCCCUCAUCGGGGCCUCCCGCAUCCUGCACGCGCUGGCCAAGGACGACCUGUUCGGCAUCAUCCUGGCUCCGGCCAAAAUCGUCUCCAAGGGGGGGAACCCCUGGGUGGCCGUUCUGUACACCUGGGCCCUGGUGCAGGUAAGUGCCCCCCCCCACCUCCUGCUCUAACCUGAUGCCCUCCCA
Molecule: messenger RNA, 1459 nt
Organism: Caretta caretta (loggerhead turtle)
Lineage: Eukaryota; Metazoa; Chordata; Testudines; Cheloniidae
Source: RefSeq, a predicted model, not a curated record